AUGCGCGAGGACCUGCUGCAGGCCCUGCUCCUCUACUACAUCGGCUCCAAGAUCUCCACGUUUCUAAAGCAACACCUGAGAUCCUUCCGCAAGGCCAAAGAAGGCGCAUGGGCGUCACCACACCGCAAGAUGGACCCACGGGAUCGGGCUCGCAGGCAGUACUACCUCCGCGGCAGAGGCAGCGCCAGAAACAGCAUACAGGGCCUGCGCGACAAAGUCUAUCGGAAGCACUACUUCCUCUCUGCCCUCAAGAAGACCGUGUCCGAGACGUCGCAGCACGUCGCGGGCGAGAUGGAGGCGCAGUACUCCGGGACCCCUUAUGCGACCUUCUCAGUUCGCCUGUCGAGCACGGCGUCGGAAUGUGUAUCGACACGCGUUCGAACCACACGACAGGCGAGGGCAGUAGAGCAGAGAGGUGUGCGUCAGCUCGCAGGCCGAUACCUCUGA
Molecule: messenger RNA, 447 nt
Organism: Microdochium trichocladiopsis
Lineage: Eukaryota; Fungi; Ascomycota; Sordariomycetes; Xylariales; Microdochiaceae
Exons: 1
Coding region: 1-447 (148 amino acids)
Source: RefSeq, a predicted model, not a curated record